Morchella importuna is the source of this 2187-nucleotide messenger RNA. RefSeq lists its product as uncharacterized. Gene Ontology annotation, cellular component: cytoplasm. The coding region runs from base 1 to 2187 and encodes 728 amino acids. NCBI's taxonomy places the organism in Eukaryota, Fungi, Ascomycota, Pezizomycetes, Pezizales, Morchellaceae. Gene Ontology annotation, molecular function: ATP binding; threonine-tRNA ligase activity. The record is from RefSeq and is a predicted model, not a curated record. Gene Ontology annotation, biological process: threonyl-tRNA aminoacylation. The transcript is spliced from 7 exons.
AUGGAUAAAGCAGCUGAGCUCGUCGAGGGCAUCAAGAAUGUUACUCUUGGGGGAGAGGCCGCGGCCCCUGAGGCUAAACCUACGAGCGUCAAACCUAAAGGCGAAAAGAAGGCAAAGAAGGCUGCAGCGAAGGGUGCUGUCGACGCUACACCAUUGGAGCUCGAACCUGCGCCGGAAUUCAUUCCCCAUAGAAUCCAGCUUUUUGAGAAGCUCAAGGCCGAAUACGACGCUGAAAUUGCUGCAAAACCCCGUGAGGAGAUCACGGUUACUUUGCCUGACGGCUCCGUCAUCGUGGGAAAAUCAUGGGAAACCACCCCUGCAGAAAUCGCACGAAACAUAGCCAAGAGCCUUUUCGAGAAGACUGUGAUUUCUAGAGUUGAUGGCCAAUUGUGGGAUAUUGAAAGACCACUGGAGAAAUCAUGUUCUUUAGAAUUGCUUGACUUUGAAAACCCAGAAGGAAAGCGCGUCUUCUGGCACUCCUCUGCCCAUGUCCUCGACGACGGUUUCUUCUACGAGAUGGGACUCGGCGAAGGCGAGGCUGUCACUGCUGCGGAUUACAAGCCACUAGAAACCAUUGCGCAGAAGGCUAUCAAAGAGAAACAGCCAUUCGAGCGUUUGGUAGUUUCAAAAGAAAACUUACUUGAAAUGUUCAAGCACAACAAGUACAAGCAGGUCUUGAUCGGGUCAAAGGUUCCGGAUGGUACUAGUACCACUAUUUACAGGUGUGGACCUUUGAUUGAUCUGUGUGUUGGGCCCCAUGUUCCACACACCGGUAGGAUAAAGACCUUUCAGGUUAUGAAGAAUUCAUCGUCUUACUUCCUCGGCGAUGCUGCGAAUGACUCAUUACAACGUAUUUACGGUAUCAGUUUUCCAGAUAAGAAGCAGAUGGAUGAGCACAAGAAGAUGUUAGAGGAGGCGGCCAAGCGCGACCAUCGCAAGAUUGGAAAAGAACAGGAGCUCUUCUUCUUCCACGAACUCUCCCCUGGGUCAUGCUUCUUCCUUCCUCAUGGUACAAGAAUCUAUAACACCUUGGUCGAAUUUCUCCGUUCGGAGUACUGGAAGCGCGGCUAUGAGGAAGUAAUUACCCCAAAUAUGUAUAACUCGAAGCUCUGGGAAACCAGUGGACAUUGGCAGAACUAUCAGGAGAACAUGUUCACAUUUGAGGUUGAGAAGGACAAGUUUGGUCUCAAGCCUAUGAACUGUCCCGGGCAUUGUUUGUUGUUUGGACACCGCGAGAGGAGUUACCGUGAACUCCCAUGGCGGGUUGCGGAUUUUGGAGUUAUUCACCGUAAUGAGUUCUCUGGCGCCCUUACCGGAUUGACCAGGGUGAGAAGAUUCCAGCAGGAUGAUACCCACAUAUUCUGUACCGAGGAUCAGGUUGGGCAGGAGAUUCACGGGCUCUUUGAUUUCCUGAAGCAUGUCUACGGACUGCUUGGUUUUACUUUCAAGCUGAAACUUUCCACUCGUCCAGAGAAGUUCGUUGGUGAUAUCGCGACUUGGGAUAUGGCGGAAAACCAGUUAAAAACCGCUCUUCAGGAGUUCACUGCUGCUGGUGGGGGACAAUGGGAACUUAACCCUGGUGAUGGUGCUUUCUACGGCCCGAAAAUUGACAUUACCAUCUCUGAUGCUCUUCGCCGUGACCAUCAAUGUGCCACAAUUCAACUCGACUUCCAGCUCCCGCAGAGGUUCAAGCUUGAGUACAACACCGGCGAGGUUGUCAAAGCUAAAGAUGAGGCGGGCAAUGAAGAAGUUUCGCACUACAAGAGGCCCGUCAUGAUCCAUAGGGCUAUCUUCGGAAGUGUUGAGCGUUUCAUUGCUAUUUUGACUGAGCACUUUGCAGGGAAGUGGCCUUUCUGGUUGAGCCCAAGGCAAAUCCUCAUUAUCCCUGUUAUGGCUGCUGCGAACGAUUACGUCGUAGAGCUCCAGUCAUUGUUCAGAGCUAAGCUUAUGCAUGUGGAUAUUGAUGUUGGUCCGAACACAAUGGCAAAGAAGAUUAGAACUGGACAACUUCAGCAGUAUAACUUCAUCUUCGUUGUCGGCGCCACGGAAAGAGACACGAGGACAGUAAACAUCAGAAACAGAGACGACCCGGAGACCCAAGCCAAGGGAGAACUCAUCCCAGUUGAAGAGGCUUUAGAGAAGAUUUGCAAACUUAGAGAUGAGAGGAGGGCUGUCAACUCUAUUUAG